Gamsiella multidivaricata is the source of this 993-nucleotide messenger RNA. RefSeq lists its product as uncharacterized. The record is from RefSeq and is a predicted model, not a curated record. Bases 1 to 993 code for a protein of 330 amino acids. Lineage: Eukaryota; Fungi; Mortierellomycota; Mortierellomycetes; Mortierellales; Mortierellaceae. The transcript has a single exon.
AUGUCCGACAUCGCAAAGACCACGCUGCUGCAUCAGAUCAGUACACUCGAGAAAGAGCGCAAGGUCCUCCGGGACACCUUUGGUUUGCUGGAUCCAGACGGAGGAGUGGAAGCAGCGGUUGUCAAGAUUGACAGGUCUGGUUUCCCCCUGAUCAUGGACCUCUGGAAACAGGCUGGCAAAUCCGAGCGCAAGUACCCCAAGAUGUUGCUGGCUGAAGACCAAGUCCGCGAAGACCAAAUCAAGGCUCUCAAAGAAGCCCUUCAGAUCCUCAAUCCCACAACCGAUCAGCAGAUCCACCUUAGCCGAAUCGCUAAAGACGAGAAGGUAGAACUUGCAAAGAUCGCCAAGGACGAAAGGCUCCUGUUGACAGAAUUGGCAAAGUGGGAGAAGGUUCGGCUGAUCGAAAUUGCAAGGGAUAGAGAAAUUCGACUGGCAGAGUUCACAAAGCAAGAGAAAGUGCGAUUUGAAGAAUUGAGGGUUCGGGAGGUGGAACUGAAGGAGGACACGAAGAAGGAGGUGAUGAUGAAUGGCGCAGAGCUGAAGUUCGCAGCUAAGAAGGUCGAGGCUAGCAUGAGGAGAGAGGCCCAAAUGGUCAACGCGACCGAGCGCAGGGCGAUGGCGGUGUUGAACCACGUGCAACAAAUGGUCGCAGAGACAGCAACAGCAGCGAGGACUCGAGAGGGAGCCACGGUUGUGGAGAAACAAGCAUACACCCUUGCGAGCAUGCCUCUGGACAAGAGGAUUCAAGGCGAUAUAGACAACACGGUCGCUUUGGUGGAGCACAUGAUGACUGCACUGGAUUCAGAGUCUUCAUCGCCAGGAAAUGGAUUGCCUGAGGAUGCGCCGGAGCAAGAUGAUGAGCCCGAGGGAUCUGAGGCCAGGAAAUUGCGUUUCGGGAAUCUCUUGGAGGCGGCGAAACAGUUUAAAGGCGUCGAAGAUCCUGCAUUCCAGGAGUGGGUUAAGCAGCAAGAUCUAGACCCCGAUACAUUUUAG